AUGGCCGUCGGACAGAUCCUUCGCAGUGCCCCCGGUGGAAUUCUGAAGGUGCAGGAGCUCGUCGAAAGGUGCAAGGCGGUGGGAUCCUGCAAGAGACUGUACUGGAAGCGGUACUGGGUGCAGAAGUCCCACCUCUUCACUGUUAAAGGGGGAAAGGUCGCUGGAAAGGUCGCUUUUGCGCCUCCUCUUCCGGUCAUCUAUGAGGGCCAGGAGGUUCUGCCAGAAGGCUGGCGCGAGCGGUUUCCUAGUGAAGGCUUUGCUUUGGCAUCCGUCUCUGCACCAGUGAGCAAAGUGGACAUGCACAUUGGAUGGAUCCUGAAACGAGCUGGUGGCCAGCUUGACCGGAUGACGGUUAGAGACCACCUGAAUAGAGACCUCCUGGCCGAACAUCUGAAAGGUGGAGGUACAAGCACGUCAUUCAAGAUGCAGAAUGUCAAGCCGAAGGAUUUAUUGCUGAAGCCCCACCUGUUCGUCUACAGCAACAGGACAGAGAUCGUGUCUUUCGCGGUCCCGCCUCGCCUCGUUCGACCUCAGGACAGGUUAACUUCAAAAAAGAAACGAAAACAGUGGAAUUCAGAAUGCAGCAGACUUUUUGUGCAUAUUUGCAUGCUUUGGAGUUUCCCCAAGACGUUCUGUGUGUGA
Symbiodinium sp. CCMP2456 is the source of this 642-nucleotide messenger RNA. The record is from the annotation of a GenBank genome assembly. Lineage: Eukaryota; Dinophyceae; Suessiales; Symbiodiniaceae.